Messenger RNA from Sorex araneus (European shrew), 1684 nucleotides. It is a transcript of the gene RMDN1, whose product is annotated as regulator of microtubule dynamics 1. The transcript has 10 exons. Gene Ontology annotation, molecular function: microtubule binding. Gene Ontology annotation, cellular component: cytoplasm; spindle microtubule; mitotic spindle pole. NCBI's taxonomy places the organism in Eukaryota, Metazoa, Chordata, Mammalia, Eulipotyphla, Soricidae. The coding region runs from base 68 to 1012 and encodes 314 amino acids. The record is from RefSeq and is a predicted model, not a curated record.
CCCCCCCCUGAGGUUCCUCGGAGGCGUUCCUCAGUGGGUGAAAGGUCAAGCCCGGGAGAGAGAAGUCAUGGCGCUCGCCGCGCGACUUCGGCGCGUUCUCUCGGUCCGACCUGGCCCAGUCUGGAGAGCCCGGGCCCCGGCGGGGGCGGCUGGCGGCGGCGGGCCUGGGAGCCGCGGCGUGUCUCAGGUGCUGGGUCACCCUGGUGUUUGCAGAAAAAGUCUUUUAUUCUCAGCCCUGUCUUUCUUGGGUCUGGAAGCUUAUCAGCUUGUUUCUCGGGCUGCUGUGGUUCAUGCAGCAGUGAAAGUUGUUGGGAUCGAAGAAAUCCUUGAACAAGCAGACUACCUAUAUGAAAGUGGAGAAACAAAAAAACUUUAUCAGCUGCUAACCCAGUACACAAAAAGUGAAGACGCGGAGUUGCUCUGGCGUUUGGCACGAGUAUCACGUGAUAUGGCUCAGCUUUCUGAAACCUCUGAAGAGGAGAAAAAGCUACUGGUAUAUGAAGCCCUGGAGUAUGCAAAAAGAGCACUAGAAAAGAAUGAAUUAAGUUUUGCAGCUCAUAAGUGGUAUGCAAUCUGCAUUAAUGAUGUUGGAGAUUAUGAAGGUAUCAAGGCUAAAAUUGCAAAUGCCUACAUUAUCAAGGAGCAUUUUGAGAAAGCAAUUGAACUGAAUCCUAAAGAUGCUACCUCAAUUCACCUUUUGGGUAUUUGGUGUUACACUUUUGCUGAAAUGCCUUGGUAUCAAAGAAGAAUUGCUAAAAUGCUGUUUGCAACUCCUCCUAGUUCCACCUAUGAGGAGGCCUUAGGCUACUUUCAAAGGGCAGAACAAGUGGAUCCAAACUUCUACAGCAAAAACUUGCUUCUUUUAGGAAAAACGUAUUUGAAAUUAAACAACAAGAAGCUUGCUGCUUUCUGGCUGAUGAAGGCCAAGGACUACCCGGCACACACCGAGGAGGACAGACAGAUACAAACAGAAGCUUCUCGGUUGCUUACAGGUUUUGGUGACAAGAACUGAGACUUAACAAAGAAGAAAGCACAGGUUGCUUACAGGUUUUGGUGAGGAGAACUGAGAUUUUACAAAGAAGAAAGCACACAGAAUAUCAUAUUACCUUUACCUUUGUAUCAAAUUUAUAAAGUUAAUAUAUUAACCGUAGUUGUUCUAUGACUGUCUUCUCCUUCUCAGUUCUUUAAAUGCCGUGACCAGAUUUAGUACAUAAAAUUCUGUUUCUUCAUCAGUAAGGCAAAGUAACUGCCAUACGAAUGGCAGAGGUAUCACCAUGGCUUUAGAGCAAAGAUUCUGUGUAUCUAAGGACAGCAGCAACACUUAUGGAUUCAUUUUUUUUUUUCUUUCUUUAUGGGUCACAGCUGGCAAUGCACAGGGGUUACUCCUGGUUCUGCACUCAGGAAUCACCCCUGGCGGUGCUCAGAGGACCAUAUGGGAUGCUGGGAAUCAAACCCACGUCGGGCCGCAUGCAAGGCAAAUGCCCUACCCGCUGUGCUAUCGCUCCAGCCCCUGAUGGAUUCAUUUCUAAGGGUUAGGUACAUGGAGAUGGGAGUAGUCGAGAGAGCUGCUUUGUGGAAGAUGUUCACUAUGGAAGAGCGCGUUUCAGGGUGGCGUGAUGAUGGUGGAAGAAGUUCAGUGUUUUUAAAACUGACAAACUACGGUAUAAAGUAGUUAAAAGAUUUA